AUGACUGGUGUUAGUUGUACUUUGAAAUAUAGAAAACUCACGCCGUGUUUCAUUAGUCAUUAUCAUAUUUUAAAGAGAGUAGGAGAACUGGAAUAUAUAGUUUCCUUACCACCAUCUCUUUCGAGUCUUCAUAGUGUGUUUCAUGUGUCUCAACUUCAGAAGUAUGUUCCAGAUCCGUCUCAUGUGAUUCAAACGGAUGAUGUGCAAGUGAGAUAUAAAUUGGCCGUUGAGGCAUCACCUUUGCAGAUUGAGGAUCGUGAAGUGAAACACUUGAGAGUUAAGGAGAUUGCUUCAAUGAAGGUAGUGUGGGGAGAACCUGUUGGUGGGAGUAUGACGUGGGAGCUCGAGAGUCGUAUGCGAGAAUCUUAUCUAGAGCUACUUUGA
Lathyrus oleraceus (garden pea) is the source of this 384-nucleotide messenger RNA. RefSeq lists its product as uncharacterized. The record is from RefSeq and is a predicted model, not a curated record. Bases 1 to 384 code for a protein of 127 amino acids. NCBI's taxonomy places the organism in Eukaryota, Viridiplantae, Streptophyta, Magnoliopsida, Fabales, Fabaceae. The transcript has a single exon.